Messenger RNA from Teleopsis dalmanni, 1537 nucleotides. It is a transcript of the gene Alg11, whose product is annotated as GDP-Man:Man(3)GlcNAc(2)-PP-Dol alpha-1,2-mannosyltransferase. NCBI's taxonomy places the organism in Eukaryota, Metazoa, Arthropoda, Insecta, Diptera, Diopsidae. Gene Ontology annotation, biological process: protein N-linked glycosylation. Gene Ontology annotation, molecular function: GDP-Man:Man(3)GlcNAc(2)-PP-Dol alpha-1,2-mannosyltransferase activity. The coding region runs from base 85 to 1515 and encodes 476 amino acids. The transcript is spliced from 5 exons. Gene Ontology annotation, cellular component: endoplasmic reticulum membrane. The record is from RefSeq and is a predicted model, not a curated record.
UUUGAACAUCUGUUUGGUAAUAAGUCGCUUCUUACCGGAUAUUUAUUGUUGUGGUGACUAACAAUAAAUUUAUAAUAAUAAAUUAUGUUGUUAAAACUCAUUUAUAUAUUUAAUACUUUUCUCUUUCUGAUACUGAGUCUGAUAUCAUUCGGCUUUUGCCUACGAAAGUGGUUGCAAAGUCGCAAGUUAAAAUUAUCAAAAAACAAAAUUGUCAAUGUUGGAAUCUUCCAUCCAUAUUGCAAUGCUGGCGGCGGCGGUGAACGGGUCUUAUGGUGUGCCAUAAGAGCGCUACAGGCAAAAUAUGACAACGUCAAAAUAAUAAUCUACACUGGGGACAUAGAUAGUUCCCCUAACAACAUUUUGGAAAAUGUUCAAAACAUAUUUAAUAUAAGUCUAGAUAAAGAAAACAUAACAUUUGUUUAUCUCAAACGUAGACAAUGGAUAGAAGCAAAUAUGUAUCCCUACUUUACGCUUCUUGGUCAAAGUAUUGGAUCUGUGCUUUUGGGACUAGAGGCGUUGUGCAAAUUUCCUCCAGAUAUUUAUAUAGAUACGAUGGGAUAUGCUUUUACUUUACCUCUAUUCCGGUAUUUGGGUUCAUGUAAAGUGGGUUGCUACGUACACUAUCCUACUAUAAGUACCGAUAUGUUACGCAGAGUGCAGCAAAGAGAAUUUUUGCAUAACAACCAAAACUAUGUCGUUCGCAAUCCGUUUUUAACAUGGAUGAAAAUAACAUACUACCGAAUAUUUGCGAAGAUUUAUAGUGCAGUUGGUAAAUGUUCUGAAACUAUAAUGGUAAAUUCUUCUUGGACUGAAAAUCAUAUCUUGGAAUUGUGGGAUGCCCCAUUCAAAACACAUCGUGUCUAUCCGCCUUGUGAAGUAAAUCAUAUUAAAAAUUUACCUUACGCUGGUAAUCCUGAUGAAAUCAUUAUCUUAUCAGUUGGCCAGUUCCGUCCUGAAAAAGAUCAUCCUCUUCAAUUACAAGCUAUGUAUGAGCUCAGGACACUAUUGGCACGUAACGAAGCUUUGUGGAAUAAAAUAAAACUCAUUAUUGUAGGAUCAUGCAGAAAUGAGGAAGAUUACGACCGUUUAAAAAAUAUGCAAGAUUUAUCAAAACAUUUAUCCUUGGAAAAUUCUGUUGAAUUCAAAGUAAAUGUUCCAUAUAAUGAGUUAUUGCAGUUAUAUAAGAGGGCGAAAAUUGGUAUUCAUACUAUGUGGAAUGAGCACUUUGGAAUUGGUAUAGUCGAAUGUAUGGCUGCUGGCAUUAUAAUGGUAGCUCACAGAUCGGGAGGUCCCCUGUUGGAUAUCAUAGAAACAUCAGAAGGAUGUCAAAAUGGAUACUUAGCUGCUGAUGCAGUGGAAUAUGCUAACUGCAUAUUGAGCAUUAUAUACAAUUCAAAAGAAGAAAACGAUGCGAUUCAGAAUGCAGCUAUCUCAUCCGUAGAAAGAUUUUCGGAAAAAGAAUUUGAAAUAAAUUUUCUUCGUGCAAUAACCCCAAUUUUUAACAAAAUAACUUAAAUAUUCAUAAUCAUAUAUAUUC